Molecule: messenger RNA, 1034 nt
Organism: Cyprinus carpio (common carp)
Lineage: Eukaryota; Metazoa; Chordata; Actinopteri; Cypriniformes; Cyprinidae
Product: proteasome subunit alpha type-6-like
Biological process (GO): ubiquitin-dependent protein catabolic process
Cellular component (GO): proteasome core complex, alpha-subunit complex; proteasome core complex; nucleus
Source: RefSeq, a predicted model, not a curated record
CGACGGAACGAAAGAGAAAGUGAAAGUCUAAAAUCGCUUAUUCACUCUCAACUCGACAGACUUCCGCGCGUUACAGAGCCGCAGGAUCGCGAAUUUGACGGAUUGAGCUGCUGAACUCGGUGUGAAGUGUGUUUCUAAUCAUGUCUAGAGGCUCAAACGCAGGGUUUGAUCGACACAUCACUAUCUUCUCACCCGAGGGCCGCCUGUAUCAAGUCGAAUAUGCCUUCAAAGCCAUCAGUCAGAGCGGGCUGACCACGGUGGGCAUCAGAGGGACGGACUGCGCCGUGCUGCUCACACAGAAGAAAGUGUCGGACUCGCUCCUGGAUGCGUCUACAAUGACAAACAUGUUCCGUCUCACUCCGCGGAUCGGAUGCGUCAUGACUGGACAUUACGCUGACAGCCGGUCUCAGGUUCAUCGGGCUCGCAUCGAGGCGGCCGAGUGGAAGUAUAAGUUCGGUUAUGACAUCACGGCGGACAUGCUGUGCCGGCGCAUGGCGGACAUCUCUCAGGUUUACACACAGAACGCAGAGAUGAGGCCGCUGGGCUGCUGUAUGAUGCUGAUCGCGAUGGACCCUCAGAAGGGCCCCGUGCUGUACAAAUGCGACCCGGCCGGGUACUUCUGCGGCUUCAGGGCCACCAGCGUCGGGGUCAAACACCACGAGGCCAGCAGCUACCUGGAGAAGAAGCUGAAGAAGCAGCCGGAUCUGCCCUACGACAGGACCGUGGAGAUGGCGAUCUCGUGUUUGUCUUCUGUGCUCUCAAUGGACUUCAAAAGCACUGAGCUGGAAGUGUCUGUGGUGACCAAAGAAAACCCGAAAUUCAGGACUCUGUCAGAAGCAGAAAUCGAGCAUCAUCUGGCGGCGAUCGCAGAGAGGGAGUAACUGUCAGUUUUACCGUGUUUUUACCGUUUGCUCAUCAGUCCUCCGCUCAUGUUUGACUGUAUUUGGUUUGUGUUACUACUGAAUGACAAAUCCUCGUCUAGCAGCAGACAGUCCACUAAUUAUCCAAUAAAAGCAUCAUUUUGUCAAUCCAAA